Thunnus maccoyii (southern bluefin tuna) is the source of this 3737-nucleotide messenger RNA. RefSeq names its product nectin cell adhesion molecule 4a (gene nectin4a). Bases 48 to 1856 code for a protein of 602 amino acids. The record is from RefSeq and is a predicted model, not a curated record. The transcript is spliced from 11 exons. Gene Ontology annotation, cellular component: adherens junction. NCBI's taxonomy places the organism in Eukaryota, Metazoa, Chordata, Actinopteri, Scombriformes, Scombridae. Gene Ontology annotation, biological process: heterophilic cell-cell adhesion; homophilic cell-cell adhesion.
UGACAUCUCUGCUGAACAGACUCUCUGUGUGUCUCUGUGUCCUCUGGAUGUUUGUUACAGUGAUACAGGGAGAAUUUGUGGAGCUCCCUCCAAACGAUUCCAUACUCUCUAGAGCAGAGGAGGAGACCAUCCUGCCCUGUCUCUACCAUCUAGAUAAGGAUAAUGUGAUGGUGCAGGUCACAUGGUAUAAAGAGAAACCUGAUGACACGAAGGAGCAGAUCAUCACUGCGCACCGUACGAAUGGACAGACUGCAUUUGGGACAUGGUCUCGCCGUGUGCGCUUCAAAAGCAGUGACCCCACCGUGGACUCUUCUCUGGUCAUCAUGAACACAGAGGUCUCUGAUGAGGGGAAAUACAUCUGCCGCAUCAGCACCUUCCCCUCCGGCAACUUUGACAGAGAGAUGUCGCUCACUGUGUGGACCUCUCCCAUCUCCUCCCUGGAUCCUGUAAUUCUGAUCGAGGGACAGUCCUACCGACUGGCCGCUUCCUGCCGCUCUGUAGCCCGCCCGCCUCCCCGCCUCUCCUGGGACACUGAGCUGAACGGCCAGUCCACCAACCGCUCCUCUGACAAUGGGGCGGUCUCCACACACUUCUCCCUGCAUCCCCUGAGGAGCAUGAACGGGAAGAAGCUGGACUGUCUGGUGUGGCAUCCGACUUUAUCAGGCCCUCGCAGGCUCAGUAACAAACUGGUGGUGCACUUUCCUCCUCAUGCAGAGGUGUCUGGCUACAGUGGAGACUGGCACAUGGGUUUAGAGAAUGCUGCCCUGAGGUGCAUGAGUGGAGGAAACCCCAAACCACAGAGUUUCACCUGGACCAGAGUGGGUGGAAAGCUGCCAGAGGGUGUGAUCCCUCACCCUAAUGGAACACUAGUUUUUGGGCGACCUCUAAGCCUGUCAGACGCAGGCACCUACCAAUGUGUGGCGAAGAAUGAAGUGGGAGCAGGGACGGCGGAGGUGGAGAUUGGUGUGGCAGACUCUCUCGAGAGGGAGUCGGGGCUUGAAAACAUGCUGAUGAUCAUCGUUGGCGCUGUGGCAGGCGGGCUGCUGAUCUUGAUGCUCAUCGUCAUCAUCACUGUCACUUGCUAUCACAAACGCAAGAACCAGAAACUGAAGAGGGAGCUGAAUGAGAGGAAGGAAGAAAUAACCACUCUCUCCAGACAAGCUUCUUUCAGGAGGAUGAACUCUGUCAGCACAGAUACCAGAGGAGCGACAGAGGAAUACAUCCCUCUGCGGGUGGAGGGAACCCUGAGGACCAGCCUGUCAUCCCUCGGGGAACAGGCUCGGUGCCGUGACAGCCGGUCUACUAUCUCAGGUGGGAGGGGAGGAGGAGGGGGAGCAUUAGACUAUCUGGGCAGACCAGUUCUGUACAACAACUCACGGAGGGGAAGAGACAGGCCUCUGGAUAGAGAUGAGGAGAACCGGCUCAGAGUGGAGACAUAUGUGAGGAACAGCGCCAUGUCUCUGCAGGAAAGUCGUCUCCACCCUCCUCUCAUGCCAUCACCCUUCCCGAUGGUACAGUCCACUGAGAUUGUUAGGCAGAUAAACGGCAAUGCCAUUAUCCCAACAGACGGGGGUUCACGGCCAGGAAGUGUGGCAAAGAAUCAUCAGCAUUCUCCUGUGAGCUGCUCCUACCCACCGGUAACAGAUGAUGAGGAUGAAGUGGAUGAAGGUCUGGGUGGUCCUGCCAGUCAGGAGCAUCCUGAUGAUCAAGACAGCGAGACCAACAGCUCCCACGUGUCUGAGGCGCACAGUACACGCUAUCAGCAGACUAAUGGCACUCUGAGACCCAAACCCCGGCCAAGCCCCUCUGAGCUCAGCGCUCAUGCCUCCCUGAUUCACAAGGCCCAGAUAGUUUAGCAGGCAGCUGGAAAAUAACAUGUGAAACUACAGAACUGACUAGCUCUGGUUUUGGAGGUACUUCAAAUGUGGAUACACAGGAAAAGUUUGGUUACAGCUCAGAAAAAUAGUUUGUGGUCAAUUAUGGAAAAUCUGCAUAUUGACUACAAUUCUGCAUCUUCUUUAAUGAGUGGGAACAUUGUGCAAUGGAACAAAGCCUGUAAAGGAAAAAUCUACCCUAAAGCAUCUACUGGACAUUUGUGGAUUUCUGAUUUCUGCCUGAUGUUUGGUCAUCAACAGGGUGUUUUGUAUUUCCACAGAUUACUGGCACAAACACAGACAAUGUCGCAAUAUUUCAAGCGCUCCUACUAUGGCAUUUAGUUGCAGGCAAUAUUUCUUCCUCAGCUUUCUCAAUACAGGAUCUGUUGCUCUAACUGGCUGUAACUAACAGGUGAAUGCAACUCACAUACCUUCUGUGGGGGAUGUUGAAAGCACUCAAGGACAUGUACAGUGAGAAAUCAGCAAAUGCUGGACAAAUAGACAAGGCUGUGAGAACGCCAGAAAAGCAUAUUGCAACACCUCAGUACUGAGGGUGGAUUUUUGCUUUAGUGGUGUUCAGUGUGUCAGUAAAUGUGCCAGUGUUAAGUUCCUUACACAACACGGUUUGGGAGCAAAUCCAAACCAUGGGGCUGUUCCUCUCUUGCCACACCGGCAACAUGCAUACCUCCAUAUUGUCUUACUGUCCUUAUGUCUUUGCCUCAAUAGUGUUGAUUUGUUAAAGACUACAUACAGCCAAAACAUGACUAAUGUGACCUACACACAUAAUGAUUUGGCGAUCUGUAAAUUUGUACAAAUAUGCAAAUGACUUCCUUUUUUAAAAAAUACUUUAAAUAUUUUUUAUAUCAUAUAAACAAAUUCAACACAUCUACAUCACAUACAACAUCACAUAUGAACACACCUGUUAACACACAUACACUAAUACCAGAUACAUAAUCAAUGCAACCUGCUCCUGUGAUGCUAGGAUGAAACUUGAAACACUGUUUCACAUAUGUAACACACAGACACACUAAUAAUAACAGAAUUGUAUACAGUAUGUCGUUUACAACCAUGAAUGUACACACAUACAGAGUGGAUGAAAGCUGGACACACUGAAAAAUGUUUGUAAAAUACAUAUUAAUUACAGUACAUACUUUUUACUGCUGACUUGGCUAUAUGAAUACUUUAAAAAAAACUGAACACCAUAGACUAACAUCUGUCUGUAUUUUAAGUUUUCCCUGCUUGCUGGAGUUUCCUCUCCAAGAGGAAUUUGUUAUGAACUGUUACAGAUUUUUAACAUUGUUUGUCCUCAUUUAUCUGUGGACUACUGGUUUUAUUUUUUGUUUAUGUGUAUUUUGAGUACUGUGGGGUUCUUUAACAGCCCUGAUAUGGGAAGCAAUUUGCCAAAGAGAAAACACUAAAAACUAUAUUUUGCUUUUUUGGCAAAUAUGAAGUAUUAUUUUGUUCUAGACACAGCUUUUUGUGUUGUUUUGGUGUCUGUAACCUUCCGUAAACUUUUUUUUUUUAAACUUUUUUUUCUCCAAGACACAAAGUCAAAUGCCCUUUAGAGUUAGAGAUGUUGGGAUGAAAAAUUGCUGGAAUACUUUGUGGCAGAGGCAAUGUGCCAUGUAUUGUGUGGUAUCACCCAACAGGUAAAAGCACCAGAUGACUGGUAGUUGAAUGUAGGCUGUAUUUGUUGCAGACAGUGCCCUCUGAUGUGUACUGCUGGGAAGUGCAGGGACUGGAAUGGGCCUACAAACUGCACAACUACUGAGCUAUAAAAGACUCUGCAUUCCACAUUAUUUCUGGAAAAAUUAUCUUCCUGGUCAGGUGCCUGGAUUUUCACUCAGGGCUGUGUUUGGGUAU